CUUAAACGCUAAACAGGGUUUUCAGUAUCUUUACGAAAACAAAUCAAAACAACUUUUGCGCGGCUUUCUGACAAUAUUCUGUGUACGACGACACUGUCUUCUUCUACUGUUCGCUUUUCUUUAUAGGCUUUCGUGUUCCCAUGCCAUUACAUUAAUGCAUUUAUUAAUUUUAUUUAUGCUUAUUCUGUCAGUUAUACUUUUAACGUACAUAAAUCCUCAGUUUUUUUUAUUGGGAAAUGAGAUGAGAGAGAGAUCAAAUCAAACAAAACAAAACACAGUGCUCAGUGCUUCACAUUUAUUGCAUUUUUCCGGUUUCACUCUUCUCUCGUCUCCCAUCGCCUAGGGUUUCUCUUCGCCUCUGCUUCUGCUGUCUCCUUUGCUAUGUUGUCACAUGCAUCUUAGCAAGUCCUCCGAACUUCAAUGCAGGAAGAUAAUGCAAGCCAAGUAAAGUAGGUGACACGGAGAGAGUUUGCCUUGUCGGUGGCUCUGAUCUCUGUAAAUGUUCAAUGCUGUCCCAGGUUUCUGCCAAAGUUUGUUUUUGAAAGGAAGGUGGUAAAGCAUGGAUUUUUUUAAGAUCAAGAAGUUCCGAAAAUCUCAGAAAGCAGAUGGGGAAAAGGAUUUGGUCGACAGGGAAGUGCCAGAGCCUGAUGAACCAAAGCCCAACACUGACGGUCCUGAUCAGUGUAAAUCGGAAAGUGCAGAUUCUGCUGGUGAAGCUGAGGAUGAUGAUGAUUUUAUCACCAAUGAGGUAAAGAGGAGGCUGAAAGAAUUGAGAAGAAACAGUUUUAUGGUGUUGAUUCCUGAAGAAGAUUCCUGUCCUGAGGAGGGGGAGGAUGAAGAGGAAGAGGGAGAGACAAGUUCAAAUGAAUGGAGGGAUGUGGAAGCAGAAGGUCAACAAUGGUGGCGUGGUUUCGAUGCCGUGUAUGAGAAGUACUGUGAAAGAAUGCUGUUCUUUGAUCGGAUGAGCUCACAGCAGCUUAAUGAAGUUGGCAAAGGUUCACAGUGCAAUUCAACGCCAUCUCCAAGAUCUGCAUCAAAAAAGCUGGCUUCUCCCCUUCGAUGUCUUUCCUUGAAAAAAUUUGAAGCACCUGAUGAUGAGACCGAACAUCUUCAACAACCUGAAAAUGAUCCUUAUCAUGAUAUUGAAACAGCAUAUGUCGGGCAAUUUUGCUUGACUUGGGAGGCACUUCAUUGUCAAUACUCUCAUAUGAGUCAGAAGAUAUCUUGGCAACAUGAAAAUCCGACGUGUUACAACCACAGUGCGCAAGAAUUUCAACAGUUCCAGGUUCUAUUACAAAGGUUUAUUGAAAAUGAACCUUUUGAGCAGGGCCUACGAGCUGAAAUUUAUGCUCGCACCAGGAACACUUUGCCUAAACUACUUCAGGUUCCUAACAUACGAGGUUCAGAUCAUGAAUUGACUGAUGAUUCAGACACAAGGGUUCUUGCUCCUGAUCUUAUCAGGAUAAUUGAAAGCUCUAUCCUUACGUUCCAUAUUUUUCUGAAAAGGGACAAGAAAAAGUCAAGUGGUGUUACCAACCUCUUUGGAAAUCAGAACCAGCUUGCAACUCCUCUACAACAGAUUCAGUCUACUCUUGAAAAGAAAGUAGUGAAGCUGAAAGAACUCCGUAGAAAGAAGAAAGGUUGGAGGAAGAAUUCUUGGCCCCAAAAGCACGAGGACAUUCAGCUAUUGCUUGGCCUUAUUGACGUGAAAAUCCUUUCAAGGGUUCUGAAAAUGACAAGGAUGACCAGAGAACAACUGUUUUGGUGUGAAGAAAAGAUGAAAAAACUGGACUUGUCAAAUUGUAGGUUAGAAAGGGAUCCAUGUCCCAUCCUCUUUCCCUGUUAG
Molecule: messenger RNA, 1846 nt
Organism: Abrus precatorius (Indian licorice)
Lineage: Eukaryota; Viridiplantae; Streptophyta; Magnoliopsida; Fabales; Fabaceae
Exons: 6
Coding region: 560-1846 (428 amino acids)
Source: RefSeq, a predicted model, not a curated record